Messenger RNA from Manduca sexta (tobacco hornworm), 608 nucleotides. It is a transcript of the gene QIL1, whose product is annotated as MICOS complex subunit MIC13 homolog QIL1. NCBI's taxonomy places the organism in Eukaryota, Metazoa, Arthropoda, Insecta, Lepidoptera, Sphingidae. Gene Ontology annotation, cellular component: MICOS complex; mitochondrial crista junction. The record is from RefSeq and is a predicted model, not a curated record. Gene Ontology annotation, biological process: cristae formation. The transcript is spliced from 3 exons. Bases 159 to 518 code for a protein of 119 amino acids.
AUUUUAGUAGUUUUAUCUGGCAACACUGUUGUCAAAUGACAAUAUUUUUGACAUAUUAUACGAAACGAAAAUUAGGUUACAUUUCAAGAAAUUAUAUAAUUCCGCAGUAAAUAAACAAUAUAUAUUGUUUUUUGUACAAUAUAAAAUAAUCCGCCAAAAUGCUAAAGUUUGGGGUGAAAUCUGCGAUUCUAGGAUCCGCAGUAUAUUACACAAUAGAUAAAGGCGUAUGGAAAGAUAGUGCCACAACAACUGCGAUAUACGAAGACCUCGAGAAAGGCAUGUCACCCUAUGUUGGAGAACUAAAAAAGCAAAUCCCUUAUGAGCUUCCUCCACUUCCCUCUAAUGAUAGAAUAUCAUACCUAUUCAAAUAUUACUGGAAUUGUGGAGUGAAAACUACAUUCAAGUUUUUGGUGGAUUUACCAACACACACUAGCAAUGCAGCAAGCAAGACAUAUGAAUUCAUAUCUUCAUCGCUGGAAGCACCACAGCCCAAUGCAAAUGCUAGCCAAGAAAAAUGAACAGAAUACCUUAGGACAUAGAUGUAUUUAUUGAAUGUGAUUUUAUUUUUGUUUAUGGACAUAAUAAAAAAAUCUUUUCUGUUAUUGUAA